This is a messenger RNA of Rhizophagus irregularis DAOM 181602=DAOM 197198, 422 nucleotides long. RefSeq lists its product as uncharacterized. Lineage: Eukaryota; Fungi; Glomeromycota; Glomeromycetes; Glomerales; Glomeraceae. Gene Ontology annotation, biological process: mRNA splicing, via spliceosome. The record is from RefSeq and is a predicted model, not a curated record. Gene Ontology annotation, cellular component: precatalytic spliceosome; U2 snRNP.
AUUGUUUCUUACUUUUGACGAAUUUCUUUAGCGAAAUGGAUCGGUUCAAUCUUAAUAGUCAACUCGAACAUUUACAAUCUAAGUAUGUUGGAACUGGUCAUGCAGAUACAAAUAAAUUCGAAUGGAUGGUAAAUCAACAUCGAGAUAGCUACGCUUCGUAUAUUGGUCAUCAUUCUUUAAUUUCUUAUUUUGCCGUAGCACAAAACGAAAGCAUUGCCAGGGUGAAAUUUGAGUUUGUAGAAAAAAUGCUGCAACCUUGUGGAUUGCCUGUUCCUAGAGACGAAUAAUAACUAUUCACAGUUUAUUAGAAUUUUUUAUAUUAUAAUGCAUUAUAAUCAUCCUAAAAAACGUUUACUGAUUGUUAUUUGAAGAUUAAAAAAUUUAGCUAAUGCGAAUUUCUAUUUUAACGUGGAAAUUUUAAU